Molecule: messenger RNA, 130 nt
Organism: Funneliformis geosporum
Lineage: Eukaryota; Fungi; Glomeromycota; Glomeromycetes; Glomerales; Glomeraceae
Source: the annotation of a GenBank genome assembly
AGAGGCAACAACAAGUAUGUUGCAAAUUCUCAAAAUACCAAUGACAGUUUAGACAGGUUUAAUCUUAUAAAUGAUUAUCAUCGUACAGAUGAUAAUAACAAUUUUUAUCAUAAAUCUUUCUUGCAACCGG